AUGGGAGAGAAGGAGAAAUUAGAGGGUGAGGACAAUGCGAUCCCGUCAAAGCAAGGUGAAGUUGAUUACAGUGAAAAAGUGGGAACUUCGGUAACAAAGUUUCCGAGAAAGCAACGUCGUCCAUGGCGAAAUAAGGUUCGCAAGAAAGCUACUAACGAAGCGAAAAGGAAAUUGAGAGAAGAAAAAGGUAAUGAGCAUACUAUCCCCUUAAGUGAUGUGCAAAUAAAGAAAAGAAAGAAGAAAAGAAAGAUUAAGAAGACUAAAUACCUUAAUGGUUCAAGUGAAAAUAGAGCAGUGAAUAGAGAGGAAAUGAGUGGUCUAGAAGAAAUGGAUUCUUCAUUAUUUCGAUAUAUCAACGAGCAAUUAUAUACUAUGAGUGGUGCGGAAGCUAUGGAACUAUUCCAGAAGGAUCCGCAAGCUUUCGAAUUGUACCACAAAGGAUAUCAGAAACAGGCGAAGAAAUGGCCAUGUAAUCCUGUUCACAUCAUUAUUCAAUGGAUAAAAUCACUGAAACAUGAUGGUUUAGUAAUUGCUGAUUUAGGCUGUGGAAAUGCAACGAUUGCUGAGAAACUGUCACAUAUAGCCACCGUACACUCUUUCGAUUUGGUUGCAGUGAAUGAUCGUAUUACGGCUUGUGACAUGUCAACGGUGCCGUUAAACAAUGAAUCAGUGGACAUUGUUGUUUUUUGUCUUUCAUUGAUGGGAACCAAUCUGAACGAGUAUUUGAGGGAAGCGAAUCGGAUAUUGAAAAAAGAUGGUUUUUUGAAAAUAUCCGAAGUUGCCAGUCGAUUCGUAAGUGUAAAACAAUUCGUGCACGCCAUAACAAAAAUGGGAUUUAAUAUGACUGGAAAGAUGAUGAUAGAUGGUGGUUAUUUUGUUGUUUUGGAAUUUAUCAAAACUGGCAAAGUGAUGCAGAAACGACCUAUUGGAUUGAAAUUGAAGCCUUGUUUGUAUAAAAAGCGGUAA
Molecule: messenger RNA, 966 nt
Organism: Cercopithifilaria johnstoni
Lineage: Eukaryota; Metazoa; Nematoda; Chromadorea; Rhabditida; Onchocercidae
Source: the annotation of a GenBank genome assembly